AUGAAUUUGCAGAUAUCUAAAGAGCAGAUUGCACGCUUGGUUGCAGUCGAAAUGUCGAAGAGGAACGAGCAACAUAAUGCUAAAGGAGAAAAGCGUUUUAGCUAUAUUGACCUGUACAGCAGUCGAAAACUUCUCACUUAUACAAUAGUGACUUCUUUUAGUUUGUUCGUGAUAAACUGCGUUACGUACUCGUUGGUUUUCAACAUGUCGCAAGUGCAAGGUUCAAUUUAUGUGAACACAGCCAUCAGUGGCAUUUUGAGAUAUUGUAUCGGUAUUGCGAUCGCUGUUGUCGACUAUAUCUAUGUGAACGCAGGACGGAAACUGGUGCAUAUCGUUUCGAUGGCAGUUAUUGAUAUGUGUCUUGGAGGCGUUCUAGUUCUUUUGCAUUUCGGUACCAUUUCUUCACGUCUCAAUCAUCAUUAUAGUCAACCGUAUAUUUGUUCUCAAUUCGAUCCCAGUAAUCAAACAGCCAACAACAUUUUAGGACUUGCUGAGCGCUUUAACUACUUGAUAAGAAUAUUCACACUGACGACUUUCGGUAUAACCGGAUCUAUAUUUGCUCAGGUCUUACUGAUCUCGGCCGAAUUGUUCCCAACCGUGGUUCGAAAUCUAGCGAAUGCUCAUAGUAAUGUUGUUGCUCGAGUUGGUACAACAUUAGCACCGUUGAUAUUUCAGUUGGUAAGUCACUCGAAUGAUAAUUUCUCGAGAAUAUCAAUUCUGUCUCAAAGUGCACCUUACCUGCUGCUGAUAACUCUGUCAACAAUUGAUAUUUUCGCGAUUUUAUUCGCUAUUCCCGAAACGAAAAAUACACAUUUGGCACAUUUUAUUUCUGAUGAACUGAACGGGUAA
Molecule: messenger RNA, 849 nt
Organism: Anisakis simplex (herring worm)
Lineage: Eukaryota; Metazoa; Nematoda; Chromadorea; Rhabditida; Anisakidae
Source: the annotation of a GenBank genome assembly